AUGGUCCAAAUCCUCGUGGCAAAGCUUCAUCAUGAGCCUGGCACCUCCCAGUCUGGCACGAUGUCUCAGGUCAUCAGCACCACCGCUGAGCGCGUUACCAUCGGCGAGGCCGGAAAUCGGGCCAGCGACCUCGUCGAGCUGCUUGGUGCCACCGAGGCGCUGCGGCGGCUGUUGAAAUGGCCGGAGUAUUGUGAUGAGGACAUCAUCAUCCGCUCCGAUAGCCUGAACCUGGUGAAACGGCUGAACGGGUGCGCCGGCGGCUACGAAGCGGAGAUGGCCACGUUGCGCUCGAUCGCCGAGCAGUUCCCGGGUGGCGUCAAGUUCCAGCACGUCUUUGCGCACAAUGGGGAUCCGGGCAAUGAGAAGGCUGAUACAAUGGCUCGCCACGCGAUGAGGACCGGGAUCAAGUACCGCGAGCCGCCGGCGAUCGUCGGGAAGACGAUGAAGCCGAAGCGGAAGUCGACGACGGCCUCGACCUACUCGGCGCUGUCCCGGCUCUCCACCGCCAAUGCUUUCGAUCCGAAAAGCCGCCGA
Mesorhabditis spiculigera is the source of this 534-nucleotide messenger RNA. Lineage: Eukaryota; Metazoa; Nematoda; Chromadorea; Rhabditida; Rhabditidae. The record is from the annotation of a GenBank genome assembly.